Molecule: messenger RNA, 3618 nt
Organism: Hypoxylon trugodes
Lineage: Eukaryota; Fungi; Ascomycota; Sordariomycetes; Xylariales; Hypoxylaceae
Exons: 9
Coding region: 1-3618 (1205 amino acids)
Biological process (GO): double-strand break repair; telomere maintenance via recombination; telomere maintenance via telomerase
Cellular component (GO): condensed nuclear chromosome; Mre11 complex
Molecular function (GO): single-stranded telomeric DNA binding; G-quadruplex DNA binding; double-stranded telomeric DNA binding
Source: RefSeq, a predicted model, not a curated record
AUGUCUAAGAUCGACAGGUUAUCUAUUUCGGAGAUUAUACGAUUCGGCACUCCUUUAACUCUGAUCCCUCCCAACAGCAAAGGAGGAGCUUUCGUUCACGAUCCCAAGUUACGCGGCGACCGAGAAGUCCUAGCACGAGUUGGGCUGAAGCUACAGCUUACCGUCAAGAAAACCACGAGAUCCCUAAAGACCCUCGAGAGUGGCAUCCGAACCGAAUAUGCCGGCGAUACUGACAGCACGUCCAACAAAAAGGUGGACAUCAACAAGGAGAUGGCUCGGUAUUUGGGAGUUUCUCCAGCCAUACUCGAGGCCGUUAUAUUCUGUCACCAGGAUGAGUCACUUUGGCCUAUGAGCGAACCGUCUGCCCUCAAGAAACGCUUCGACGAGAUUUUCGAGGCUAUGAAAAAAACGAAAGGCGAGCAAUUACGAGAGCUGAAGAUACUCGAGAGUCAAGAAAAGAUCAAUAAGGAGAAGGCCGAAAAGGUUGAGAAACGAUGCAAGGUCAAGUACGAGGCCAUGGAAGAGGAGAGAAAAGAAGCCGACCAAAAUGCCGUCGAAAUGCGUCAGCAGGCAAACAGCUAUCUCGACAUUAUCAACAACCUAAAUAGCCACAAACGAGAGCUUGGUUUUCUCCAAAAGAACUUAGAAGAGACGAGAACUAGGAUGGAUGAGAUGGACGAAUCAGAUGAUUGGCUACGGGAUACUCUCGCUCAGUACGAAGAUCGGGUUGAGAGAUAUAAGCAGGACCUCGAAGCAAACAUUCAACAGUACGCUCAGUACAAAAAUGAUUUCUCGCAGUCCCGCGAUGAAAUGGGAGAAAAGUUGGCAGAACAGGGUAUGCGGCGGUCCGACAAGGAAAAGUACGAACGCCAACAGGCCUCACGGGUAGAGCUCAUCCAUGAAGCGGCUCAAUUGCAUAAUAUCCGUGGCUUUGAUGGUGAUUUAGAUGACCGCAAACUCCUCGCAGACAAGAAGCGAGAACUUACGAAUCUCGAAUCGCAAAAUGCUGACGAGUUGGAGGAUAAGAGAGCUGCUAUCACUGAGUUGGAAAACCAGAAGCGUCUGCAUACGCAAACCCGCAAUUUCGCAAGGGAGACAAUUGGCAAAAUAGAAAAGCGAAUUGGUACCCUGCAAAAAGAUCUUAAUUCGGUUGAGGUUGACGAAGGUAGUAAAGCGUUGCUUGACUCCUCCUUCAAAGACAUAGGAGAGCGACUUGAACAGGCGAACCAGGAUAUACAAACCGCAAACUUCGAUACGAAGCUACAAGAAGAAGAAGAAAAAUUGCAACGAUUUGAAGUCGAGAAUAGUAGAUUUGGUACUCAAUUAGAUAUUCAUACACUCAGCAGCACAUGGAAGGAUAAGAUAUCUAGUAUGAUUGGUAGUUCGUGGGAACCCGCGACCAUUGAUCACGAGUUCCAGAAGGCGCUACAACUGAAAAUCCAGAUCUACGAUGAAUCAGCCCGAAGGCGUGACGAUGUUGUCCAGCAACAGAAGCAGAUUCAGUACACACUACAGAGUUCUCGAGAAAAGGCCAAGAAGCGGAAUGAAGAGAUGGAACGAUGCAAAUCGGCCGUAUUCAAAGCGCUCAAAACGGCAAAUCCUGAUGCUACGCCAAGUAUGGGUGAUUUACCUCAAGAGAUUGAACGUUACGAAGAGGAAACACUCGUACUCGAGAAGGACAUCGCCCUCUUUGAGCACUUUAAGAACUUCUAUUCGAAAUGUCAGAAGACAUUAAACAAGCAAAACCGCUGCGAACUCUGCGACCGGCCCUUCGCUGAUGCUAAUGAUAAGUCACGAUUGAUGAAGAAAAUCCAGGAAGCGCUGCAAGAGACCAAGAAGGAAGAAAUGCAAACCGAGUUAGCUGAGAGUGAGGAGACAUUGGGGAACCUACGAAUGGUUCGUCCCCAAAGUGAACUAUACGCCAGACUCGUAUCGGAAAAGGAAGAAAGCGAUAAAGAAAUCCAUACGAUUGGAGAGAAGCUGGAUGGUAUGUUGCAGCGCGUCGAAGAGAUGGAUGAGGUUGUGAAAAGCAGACAAGAGGAAAAAGAAGACCUUGAGUCGAUGGGUAAAACGGUCCACAACAUCUCCCAGAUCUACAAGGAAAUUGAGGAAGCUGAAGCCCAAGUCGAAAGAAUUAUGUCUCAGCAACAGUCAAGCGGCGCGAUUCGAAGCACUCAAGAGAUCCACGAACUGCAGACUAGAUGCGCAGAGCAAAUGAAAGCAGUCAAGAGCAUCAUCUCCGGCUUAUCGAGUGAUCGGCAGCGUAUGCGAGACUUGACAAGUUCACUUGAGCUUGAGCGGAGUCGACUAAGUCUUAAAAUUAGCAACGCCAACCGACAGCUCGAGAGGAAGCAGGAUCUGCAAAACCAAAUCCAGUCUCAGAAGGACGAUAUGAGCAAGCAAAGAGAAGCCAUUCAACAAGCAGAUACAGAACUAGGCUUAGUCGAGCCCGAAAUCACGAAGGCGAAGACGAUUCGGGACGAUACCCAACAGAGGGGACGUGUGAAGGAGAAGAAGGUUGCAGACGAGCGAGACGAGCUUACAACCUCAGUGGGUCAGCUCAAAUUAGCCAAUAACGAGAUCCAAGAUUAUCUAGAUCGUGGUGGACCAUCACUUCUUGCCGCAACUGAACGGGCUAUUCAGUCACUUGAUAAUGUCAUCAAGCGUAUCGAAGGGGAUAUGAAUGACUUGACGGCGCGCACCAACAAAAUCAAGGAAGAUAUCAGCAACAGCGACGCUAGAAAGAAGAAUAUCAUUGACAAUAUCAACUACCGUGAGACGUUGGCUCAGAUUGAGAAAUUCAAGCGAGAUAUUCGGGAGCUUGAGUCACGCAAUGCAAACGAGGAUUUUGAACAACUAGACCAAGAAGUCAAAUCAUGGGAAAAUCAAAGCCACAUGUUAAACGCGGAAAUCAGCGAAGUAAAGGGAGCAAUUAGGGGCAAAGAUGGCGAACUAAAACGUCUACUUGAAGAGUGGGAGAUCGAAUAUGAGGGCGCAGAAACCAAAUAUCGCGAGGCGCAUAUCAAGGUUGAGACGACUAAGGCAGUUAUCGAAGAUCUAGCAAAGUACAGCACAGCGCUUAGCAACGCUAUCAUGCGAUAUCACGCACUCAAGAUGGAGGAAGUGAACCGAAUCGCAGGCGAACUGUGGCAGAGCACGUACCAGGGUACUGACAUUGACACAAUCCUGAUUAAGUCGGAUAGCGAGGUGACAACUUCGACAGGUCGUAGCUCGUAUAAUUAUCGCGUAUGCAUGGUAAAGCAAGAUACAGAGAUGGAUAUGCGAGGGCGAUGCUCGGCGGGUCAAAAAGUGCUAGCUAGCAUUAUUAUCCGACUAGCGUUAGCCGAAUCAUUCGGUAUCGGAUGCGGGAUUAUCGCCCUCGAUGAACCAACAACCAAUCUCGAUCGCGACAAUAUUCGCAGUCUUGCCGAGAGUUUACACGCUAUUAUCGAGGCCCGCAAAGCUCAGGCCAACUUCCAACUCAUCGUUAUCACCCACGACGAAGAGUUCCUCAGACACAUGCGCUGCUCUGAUUUCUGCGAUUACUUCUACCGGGUCAAGCGUGACGAUAAGCAGAAUAGUAUUAUUGAGCGCGAGAGUAUUACUACUGUUGUUUAA